This is a messenger RNA of Hirsutella rhossiliensis, 492 nucleotides long. RefSeq lists its product as uncharacterized. The coding region runs from base 1 to 492 and encodes 163 amino acids. The transcript has 2 exons. The record is from RefSeq and is a predicted model, not a curated record. Lineage: Eukaryota; Fungi; Ascomycota; Sordariomycetes; Hypocreales; Ophiocordycipitaceae.
AUGGCGAGCGACGAGGACUACAUGGCCUUUCUGGACAAGGCGAACAAGGACGUCGGCGGCGGACAGGCGCCGGCGCAGCAGCAGUCGAGCGGUGGAAAAGGCGUGUUCAAGGCCCUGGAUGAGGGGAGCCCUGUGCCGAAGGCCAUCAAGGACAUUUCCCCGCGUCCCUUCUACGAGAGCGACACCGACGAACCGUUUGAGCCUGUCUCGCUCAAGUGGGACGGAGAGGGUGGGCUGCCGGAUGAAGUCGAAUUCGCCAAGCUCAUCCAUCACUGGGACGCGGAGAAUGCGGACAUUCAGAUCAUGGACCCGGUAGGGUGGGACGCGCAGUGCCUUUAUACCCAUGUUAUUGACGCGGUGCGUGAGGCGAGCAAGGGCAACGACGUAAGGGUCUAUCGCGUCGAGCGGGAUACGACGAGGGUGGAAUACUGGGUCGUGUCCAGGUUUGAGGGGAAGAUUAUCGGGAUGAAAGCAUUGGCGAUUGAGAGCUGA